AGCGAACCUCAUAAAACACACCUCCCUACGUAGACACCUACUGCUUAGGUAGCUAGACACAAACAAAGAUGCAACCUCGGUUUUCUGCUUUCCUAACAUCGUCCCCUCACUUUCAAAGCUGCCAUUGAAAUCCCCGUUUUUCUUAUAUUGAUAUAUAUUUUGAUUAUUGAAUAAGAUCGGAGCAUCUUUGCAUCUUUCAUUGUAAGCUUACGCUUUACAACAAUAUACGACGAUGGUUAAUUUCAGAAAAAUCGUUGUCUGCGCAUGCCUUCUCGCAACACCUACUAGUGCUUUGAGUCAAACUACGAACAACGAGAAUCCACCCGCCCAAGCACUUUCCUCUCUUGAUCAUGGAAGCGUUGGCUUCCAGCAAGGUGGCGUUGCAUUUACUGCAUUUACUGCCAGUUUUCAAAAACAUGCUACAGCGCUAAAGAAGUCGACGGAAGCAAUCUACGCACAAGUGCCUUCAGGGAUCCGGGGUAACGUUGAGAAGGUGCAUACUCAAGUCAUGGGAACAAUUACCUCCUCUGAAGUCAUUGGGUUUCAUAAACUCGCCGCAGAGUGGAUUACUGGUGUCAUGAACGCCUUCAAGAAACAUGGUAUCGCGCUUAAAGAGACUGCAGAAGCAACCUAUACACAACUUCCGCUUGAAUUCCGUGAUGAGGUCAAAAAGGCGCAUGCUAAAAUCUAUGAAAUUGAAUGGAAAGAUUUACCAGUUGAUAUUCAGGACUAUAUUCGGGAGCAUCCAUGGCAGUCGGCCUUUUACGUUGUGAACGGAGUCGUAUUCUUUGCUCCAGCUAUAUCUAGUGGUCCAAUUCUUUGGGCCUUAGGAUACGCAGGCAAAGGAGAAAGGGCUGGUAAGUGAGGAAUCUCAAAAGGCUUAUGGUGCUAAUUUUCUCAACAGCUUCAUUUGCAUCGAUGUUACACAGCAAGUUUGGCGUGGUUGUCGCAAAGAACGCGCGUGCUUAUCUUCAGAGUGCCGGUAUGGGAGGCUAUGGGCUUGGUGCUGUGAAUAUGGUGGCAAGACUUAGUGGUGCUGCGGGCAUUGUUGGUGGCCUCGUGGGAUGGAAAGUUGCUGCUAGGAAUGGCACUACGGAGCUUUGAGCGUCAUGUUCUCGACAUCUUAAGGGACUUGAACCUUAUAAUUCAGGUAUAGGAGAUCAUAUGAAGCAGAUAGCGUCGUUUUUAAUGAACCAUCGGUUUACAUCACGUUACGUUUCAGACACCUCAUUCACGAACUUUAUUCUUUAUGUUAUACUUCUAGUCAACUGAUGGUACAAGACUGCCACAAGCCAAAGCAAGUAGCUGUGUAGCAACCGAGCUGUGGUUGAUUGAGGUUAUAAAUU
Molecule: messenger RNA, 1346 nt
Organism: Sclerotinia trifoliorum
Lineage: Eukaryota; Fungi; Ascomycota; Leotiomycetes; Helotiales; Sclerotiniaceae
Source: the annotation of a GenBank genome assembly